AUGAUCAACUACGACGUCUUCGACGCCCGCGACCUGCUUUUCCACCGAGACGCAAGCUUUCCCAAAGGUGCCAACGAGACCGAUACCGUCAUUGGAGGCAUCCACUUCAAUGCCACGGCCCUCGACAAUAACAAUUAUACCUAUUACCCUGGAAAUCAGACAUUGUCCAACAUUUCCAACUGCUAUCUGGUGUUUGAGCCAUAUUCACCAGUGUUUGUAAGAGCCAACGGCAGUUUCGUCAAUGCAACAACAUGUUAUAGCUCCAUUAACCCCAUCGGUACGCGUGGCUACACGGGUAUUGCGCUGGGUGUCAUGUACGGUCUGGCCAUUGUUCUCUCUCUCGUCGUCCUGGCCAAGCACGGUGCCUUAUAUCUCGCCACAACCAAGCGCUUCUAUCCAAUCGGUCGACGUUGGCAAUGGUACUGGGCAUGCUUUGUUUGCGCCUGCGCCCUCAUCAGUCUCUUUACGAACGUGGAAAUCGAGAGGUACUAUCUCCAAGACUUGCCCAUUAUUCUCUGCGUCUUCUUCUGGUACCUCAUGUGCCAGGGAACAAUGGCCUUGGUGUGGGAAUCUGUCCGACACUGGGGGAGCUGGCUGGAGAGGCAGUAUAUUGAUCCGAAUCCUUUCGUAUAUCGAGAGGAUGAUAGACGUGCCAAGAUAGAAUUUUGGCUGCCUUUAUGGUUUUACUUUUGGGUGUGGAUGAACUUCUUCAUGGUUGUUCCGAGGAGUUGGAACUUUGCCAAAGACCAGCACUCUGUCGAGCAGAUAAAUGCCGUGGCCAUCCCCAGCGCAACAGGUGCGCGGUUCAAGGUCGGGGCGUUCUGUCUUGUCAUCGCCUGGCUCACCAUCCUGUUCUCAUUGCGACACUCUAUCCGACACUACAAACCUAGACACCGCGGCAUCUUUAACCGAGCGGUUGGCUUCGUCCAGGCUAUUCCUCUCCGAUUUGUCCUUACAGUUCCACUUGCCCUUGCACUGAUUGGGUACCAAGCGUUGAUCUCUUUCGUCUGGGACUUUUCGCUCGUCAAGGCAAACGGAAAUGUGCCAGUCAUAAUGGCCUGGGGCUAUGGACCUUCUCUACUCAUCAUCUACAUUCAGAUUGUGUACGGAUAUGUGGCCCCCAACGAGGAUAAGGAACUCAUUAGACAGCGAAGGGAGCGCGGAGAGACAGUUGACCGUGAACUCGGCGUGGUCAGAAAGCCAGCCUGGUGGAAACGCGUCCGAGGAGAUCACCUCCGCAGCAUGAGGGACAAAAUCCAUCAAAACGUCAACGAGGUCGGUGGGAAGCGAGGGAUUGGCCGCCGCGUCGAAAACGACGCCGAAAGGCAUGCUCGUCUCGAAGCAGAGGGCGCCGCCAUCAACGAUGAUAUUGAGCUCAGCCCCCUCCGAGACGAUCCUAGUAACCCGCGCGCCGACAGGGCUGGCGUGCGCAAUCUCGGCACAACGACAAGCGUGUCUUCUGAUCCGUUGACUAUGCCCUACGGGGGCAAGAACGAUCGUCGCCACGCAGAGAGACUCAUGCAGAGCGCUGCAACAGUCUUGUUCCCUAGCGAAGAACUGGCUAAUGAGCGAGCCAGGAGAGCAGCUGAACUUAUGGAGGACGGACCGCCGCCGCCACCGUACCAUGAUAGGGAGAGGACGCGGUCAGAAUCAGGGAGACCUGGUUCGGCGCAAAGGACAAAUAGCACAUCAACGACGCAUAGUAUCAAUGCGGAACCGCAGCAGGUGAGAAGUAUGUUGGACAUAUAA
Pochonia chlamydosporia 170 is the source of this 1749-nucleotide messenger RNA. RefSeq lists its product as hypothetical. The transcript is spliced from 2 exons. The record is from RefSeq and is a predicted model, not a curated record. NCBI's taxonomy places the organism in Eukaryota, Fungi, Ascomycota, Sordariomycetes, Hypocreales, Clavicipitaceae. Bases 1 to 1749 code for a protein of 582 amino acids.